AGGCGCGGAGGUGUGAGAAAGCGGCACGUGUUGGAGACGGUGCAAGGAGGUUGAUAAGAUUCGCCGCAACCCGGAUCGAUCUGGUUCACCAUCUCGUAAGCCGUGAGAGAGGUUUGACGUAACUUAGUUCUGUGUCAUCGAUGUCUUCCUUCUUUAGUGCGUACGAGCCGAUAGUUACAAGACCAAAGAUCAUUGAACCGUGCAACCGAGAGAUCACGUUACGUUUUAUUUAAAAAAAGUAAUGACUGACCAGAUUUCCUGCGACGGAGAUGUGCCGUGCGAGGCGUUUCCGGAAGUGCCGUGGAAAGAAAAACUCUGGGCCAAAAUGUCUCUCAGUUCGAGAGUUCUGGGCAAAUCGUGGCGAGUGCUCUACAUCGUCUGUGUUCCCUUGCUUCUGCUACCAGUGGCUAUUUACGUUGAAGGAAAGGCAGGAUGGUGCGCGUACAUUCUCCUUUGGAUGGCCUUCUACUGGUCGGCCGAAGCGAUUCCGUUGGCGGCUACCGCGCUGAUGCCCGUCUUUCUAUUCCCGUUUUUCGGGAUUCUGAAUUCACAGAAGGUGGCUGGAUUCUACCUCAACGAAAUCGGCAUGGUUAUGCUGUGCUCCCUCAUUAUGGCUGGAGCUGUCGAGACGAGUAACCUGCACAAGAGGAUAGCGCUGAAAUCAUUACUCGCAAUAGGAACAAGCAAUCUCAGGUUGCUGCUGGGAUUCAUGCUGGUCACUAUGGCGCUCUCCGUGUGGAUACCAAAUACAGCGUCCACUUCAAUUAUGGCGCCAAUCGUCAUUGCGGUCGUUGACCUCGUGCAGACCGCUUCAUCAUCCGUGGAAGACGACGAAGAAAGUCAUGCGUCUGAAUGCCUUAACAAGGGCAAGGACAGUGCUUCAGCGCCACAGAGCAAACUUUCAAGUGCUCAAGCUGCACGACAGAAGACGUUGCUGACGACGAUGCUGCUAUCAGUGGCGUACGCUGCCAACAUUGGAAGCACGGGAUCACCCAUAGGCACUGGUCCCAACUUAGUCCUCAAGGAUCUUAUCGACGAAAUGUUCCCGAGUUCGACGGAGGUCUCUUUCGCUUCCUGGAUGCUGUACAACAUACCAACGAUGAUUCUGUGUGUUCUCGUCGCUUGGGCCUACCUACUGCUGUCUUCCAUCAGAACAAUGCGCAGCUCAAGCCGUUCUACGGCCCAGGAGAAAGUGCGAGAAGAGAUUGCCAGGCGAUACAACGAGCUUGGGCCGCUUAGCUUUCCGGAGGUGUGUGUCAUGUUCCUGAUGGUAAUGAUGAUCUUGCUUUGGGUUACCAUGGAGCCACUGCUUCUUCCUGGAUGGGUGGAUCUUCUACCAUUCGGAAAUGCUAUCAAGGCUUCUGCGCCGGCCAUGCUGGUCACGCUGUUGCUGUUCUGCAUACCGCGGGAUCCCAGGCACCCGUGGAAGAGCGGGCCCAUCAUAACGUGGCGCGAGGCGAGCGACCGGGCCCAGUGGGGUGUCAUGAUCCUCAUCGGAGGAGGCAUGGCUGCCGGUGAAGCCUGCAUGCAAUCCGGCCUCUCGUCUCUCCUCGUCGAGCGUCUCAAGGGUCUCGAGGUGCUCCCCGAAGUACUCACUGUACUCCUGCUCUGCUUUGCGGCCUCCAUGUUGACAGAGGUGACGAGCAACGCCGCUGUCAGCUCCAUCCUCCUUCCUGUCGUAUGCAGAACGGCAAUCGCGAGAGGGGUGCACCCGCUGUACUUUGCCAUUCCGGUGACCAUCGGCUGCUCCUUCUCCUUCAUGCUGCCAGCAGCCACUCCGCCCAACGCCAUUGUCUACGAUCUCGGCAAUCUUCGCAUUCCCGACAUGGCGAAGCCGGGUCUCAUGAUGAACAUGCUGUGCUCCCUCGUUGAGACAGCCAUGAUUCACGCUCUCGGAGUCUACGUCUUCGGACUGCAGUCCUUUCCGGACUGGGCCAAAGAGAAAGAGCUGACGACGGCAAACUCUUUACUGAACGUCAGCGACAGUCACUUAGUGACGUCGGUUUCGACUGCGCAGAGCUACGGCGACGUACUAUCCACCCUAGCAAAACGCGUAUAG
Rhipicephalus sanguineus (brown dog tick) is the source of this 2059-nucleotide messenger RNA. RefSeq names its product solute carrier family 13 member 5. Gene Ontology annotation, molecular function: succinate transmembrane transporter activity; citrate transmembrane transporter activity. NCBI's taxonomy places the organism in Eukaryota, Metazoa, Arthropoda, Arachnida, Ixodida, Ixodidae. The transcript is spliced from 14 exons. The record is from RefSeq and is a predicted model, not a curated record. Gene Ontology annotation, biological process: monoatomic anion transmembrane transport; citrate transport. Bases 242 to 2059 code for a protein of 605 amino acids. Gene Ontology annotation, cellular component: membrane.